Phytophthora sojae is the source of this 324-nucleotide messenger RNA. RefSeq lists its product as hypothetical. The coding region runs from base 1 to 324 and encodes 107 amino acids. The transcript has a single exon. NCBI's taxonomy places the organism in Eukaryota, Oomycota, Peronosporomycetes, Peronosporales, Peronosporaceae. The record is from RefSeq and is a predicted model, not a curated record.
AUGCUAAUAAAUGCUUUCACAGGUUUGCUGCUGGCCACACUUUGGACUUUGCCAAGUGCUCGCUACAGUAUGCUCCUUCGUGACAUUUCUAGCGAGGAGACCGUGGAGAGGAUGGUGUGGUGUCUUUGUUUCUCGCUGUUCGAGCUGCCAGCGCUGGUGAUGGUUUGUGUCACUGUCUUCAAGAAGUACGGGAUUUCGCCAGUGCAUCUUUUGGCGUUUCUCCUCGAGCAGCAGUACGCGAAUUUCCAGACGAAAUUGGUGAGCUGCUUCAUCGCGCUGAUCUUCUCGACUUCGGUGCACCAAGGUACGCAGGACACAUCGUAG